AUGGCAGAGCUGGACGAGGCCAUCACAUCGAUUGAUGCUGCUGUCAAUCAGCGACUGAUGCACGCCCUGUCGCUGGCUUCUAGCGGCUCGCAGGCUGGCCAGGCCGAGGGCGAGCUGCCUCGCGCGCAGCCGAUGUCUUCGCACGGGCACUCGAGCUAUACGAGGUAUGGAGGACAUGCGAGCCAGGCGCAGCCGAUGUCGCAGUCGUACGCGACCGAGGCCAGAUACGGAGCGAGCCGGUUUGCGAGCACGCCGGUUCCGAAUCGGGCCCGAGGCGGGGGCGUGCAGGCUGCCGAGACGGCGGGGAUGAUGGCGCAGCUCGAGGCGGAGCACCAGGCGCGGAUGGCGGCCGAGCUGUCGGCGCAGCGGCUGGCGGCGCAGGUCGAGUCGAUGGCGACGUCGCGGACGGCGCUGCAGAACCAGUCUCGGCACGAGAUGGAGUUGCUAGCGGCACACGCGCGGUCGCUGCAGAGCCGCGCCGAGUCGUCCGAGGCGCGGGCGCGCGAGUCGCAUCUCUCGGCGUCGCGGGCGCUGGAAGAGGCCCAUGCCCGCAUCGCCAGUCUGGAGAGCUCGUCAGCCGAGGCAGCGGCACGGGUGGAGACUCUGACGGCGAGCGCGGCUGCAGCCGAGGCUGCGGCCCAUAACGCGCGGGCAGCGUUGGCGGCGACCAAGCGCGAGGCCGGCGGCGCGGUGGAGGCUGCCGAGCGCGAAGCAGCGCGGCUGCGGACCGAGGUGGCCGAGGCGACGGCUGCGAUCCGUUCGCUUCGCGAGUCGCUGCAGACCAAGGAAAACGAGGCGCGGCGGGCGGGCGAGGCGCGCGACGAGGCGCGCGAAGCGCUGGCAGCGACGCAGGGCGAGUUGGUCCGGGUCCAGGCAAGGGCCGAGGAAGAAGAGUCGCUGCGGAAGGAGAGCGAGCUCGCACGCCAGCGGGCGGAAGGCACCGUUGCCCUGCUCGAGAGCCAGCUCGCGGCAGCCCGAGGUGAGCGCAAGCGGGAGACCAACGCACGCCACGAGCUGAUGGCCAAGGCGGCGCGGACCGAGGCCGAGCUGGUCAACAAAGUCCACACGGCCGAGCAGAGCGCGGCCGAUGCGCGCGCCGAGGUCGACGCGCUCCGGGCGCAGCUGGCGGUUGCCCGCGAGGCCGGUACCCUCCAUCACUCGUCACAGUCGUCGGCGCUGGGCGUCAUGCGCGACCGGUGCAUGGCGCUUCAGGCCCGGAUCGAGGAGGCGACGGCCACCAUCACCUCGCUCGAGAACCAGCUGGCGUCGGUCCAGCUGGAGCGGGCGUCGCUGCAGGGUGAGGUGGCGCUGCUCCAGCGUCAAAAGGUUGAAGUUGAAGGCGUGGCGGCGGCGGCACGGGCGGCGGCGGCGCAUGGCCAGGCCGACCAGGCCAAGCUUCUCUCCGAGUCUGAGACUGCCCGCUCGCUGUUCGAGCUCCAGUCGGAACUGGCUUCCAAGUCGGAGGCGCUCGAGCGCGCCGAGGCCACCGUCGCCGCUCUCGAGGAUCAGAACGGUCAGCUCGAGGCCUUUGUGGCGGCGCUCACUGCGCAGCUCAACAGUGCGCAUCGCUCGCCCGCGGCUGCGGCCGCGCCUGCGGCUUCAGCUGCGGCUGCUGCCGUGCCUGCGUCCCACGCGCCAUCCCCGAUCCGACUUGCCUCGCCGCGUAGCUGGCGGCCGCCGCCGCCGCGGCACCCACCGGUCCGAUCGCCUGCAGCAGGCAUGUCGGCGGCUGCUGUCUCUGCGGCAGCGGCGUCCGCAGCAGCAACCGCAGCAUCUGCGGCAGGCACUCGCGGUCGCCGCUCUGUUCCGCCACCAUCAUCCCCAUCGAGCCACUCUGUCCGCUCUGAUGACCCGCUUCCGCGGCGGCCACAGCUGUUGCCAAUGUGACCAUGGCUGAACGAUAAAAAAGAAUUAUGGG
Thecamonas trahens ATCC 50062 is the source of this 1918-nucleotide messenger RNA. RefSeq lists its product as uncharacterized. The record is from RefSeq and is a predicted model, not a curated record. NCBI's taxonomy places the organism in Eukaryota, Apusomonadida, Apusomonadidae. The transcript has 2 exons. The coding region runs from base 1 to 1887 and encodes 628 amino acids.